GGAGCUUUGUGCUUUCAUCAGUGAUUCAGAGAAUAACGAAUCCCAAGAUGCAGCCGUGCUGGAGCAGCACACAGAAGACCCCCCUAGUAAAAAAAUCAAGAUGGAUGCCGUGGAGACGGACGUCCAAUCAAAAGGCGACUCUGCCGUGGUUCCCACGGUGAUGGAGGAAGGCGACGCCAAGCCAGCGGACUCGGACGUGUGUGCGGUGUGCCUGGGAGUUCUACAGGAGUUCUGUGAUGAAGCCUAUGCCAUAAAGAUAUCGGAUGUGGUGAAGGCCAAAAACUACCAGUUUGACACGAUGGUACUGUCUGUCUCCCUGCCGGCCCAGCUGUCUGUCAGAGAGCACUCUUGUUGGCUGCAUGUAAAGAAGGAAGUGAGGGAGAAGUCUAUAUGCCUCGAUAAGGAUGAUGUCAUCCAGGUGAAGGAGGCCUUCAAGUGGACCAUGCAGGGUCUGAUGUCCAAAGAGCUUGGUGGCGUACCUAUCAGUCGACAAACUGAACAGUUUGAGGUGGGCGUGGGGUUCACACAUCCAGAGACGGACUCAGACUGCCACUUCCUGGCUGGCAUCUGUUCAGACUGCUUCAGACCAACUAAGAACAAACAGAAUGUCUUCACUAAAAUGGCCGUGGUCAAAGCCCUCGAGAAGGUUUCCGAUGAGAAGUUUCUAAAAAAGUUCCCCUGUCCCCCUACACGGCCAGCGAGGAAAUGCAUCGCUCAAGAGGUCCAGUGUCUUCACGUUUCUGUAUUUGUGGCGGGGAGGUACAACAAGUUCUCCCGCACCCUGCCCCAGACCCCCUGGGUGAUUGACGGAGAGGAGAGGAUGGAGUCCUCGGUGGAGGAGCUAAUCGCCGCACCCCUCCUCUCGUCUUUCCGGGCUGAGGGGUUUAAUUUCUCCUCCUCAGGAAGGGAGGACGUGGAUGUGCGUACGCUUGGAAAUGGUCGUCCGUUUGCACUGGAGCCGCUAAAUCCUCACAGAACCAGGUUCAAUAAAGCAGAGGUCCGACAGCUGCAGGAGACCAUCAACCAGUCCUCAGACAAAAUCAGAGUACGAGAUCUACAGAUUGUAUGCAGAGAUGCUAUGGGCCACAUGAAGGAGGGUGAGGAGGACAAGACCAAGUCGUACACCGCCCUCAUAUGGACCCAGAAAGCUAUUGACAAAGACGACAUCACGUUCUUAGAGGAAACCAAGGAGUUGAAGCUAGCUCAGAAGACGCCACUAAGAGUGUUGCAUUGCAGGCCGCUGGCCGUCAGGGAGCGCGUCAUCCACACCAUGAGUACAUGCUUCCUGGACACGCAUCACUUCCACCUGAAGCUGCGCACGCAGGCAGGGACUUACAUCAAGGAGUUUGUCCACGGAGACUUUGGUCGCACCAAGCCCAAUCUGUGUGAUCUGCUGAAGACUGAGACUGAUAUCCUAGAGCUGGACGUUGAUUCUGUAGAUGUGGACUGGCCACCCUCCAUCCCGGAAUGAGCCUCGUCUCACUGAUGCUGUUGAGGAUGCCAAAAGGAGCCCUAAUUCUUUCUGAUGGGCCAUACCUUCACCUAUUGGACCCCCACCACCACCAACUCUGUUUAGCUCAGUUCCACUGAUCUCUAGAUGAUAUGGAUAGUGUCAAUAUAUUUGUUUGGUUUUUCUUUCAAUACAGAUUAUGUUGAAAUGACUGAAUCUGUACAGCACGUGCGCUGAGCUGAGGCCUUGAACUGAUCUUAGAUAUACAUGUCUUUGAGAGCCGUAGCAGGGACUGGGUGUGAAUGGCACCGCUGACGGAAAGAACUACAAUCCAAGUUAAUUGCACUCACCUGGUGUCCCAAGUCUGAAUUAGUCUCCUAUUAGGAGAGGAUGAAAACCAGAAGUGUUUUGGCCCUCCAGGACAGACAUUGAACAGCCCUUUUAUAGAGCAUAGGGGUAGUAUAUGGUCAGUAUUUUGUGUGUAUUUCCCUCAAUUGAUUUACAGAGGUUUUUGUUCAGCCUUAAAAUAAAUUGUUUACCUAUGGAUUGUCCCAUAGGCAAAAGGAGAGCAAUGCUAUACUUUUUUUUGUAUGAAUGAAAAUAUUUGAAUGUGAUGUCUCCCAUCAGCGUAAUGCUCCCCUAUUGUACAUCCCAUCCAAAUAAAGGCCUGGGACAUGUUCAAUUGUGCACACAAUGGAAACAUGUUUGGAACGGAAAACCAAAACAUUUUGUUUCAUAUUGGACAAGUCCAGGUAUGGUGCUUUUCCAUUUUGACUUACCCCCACACCAAUGUGUCGCCAGUGUUUUAUGUUAAAGGGAAACGUGAGGAUUUUGGCAAUCUACUUCCCUGGAGUCACAGGAACUCAUGGCUACCAUUUGUAUGUCUCUGCGUGCAGUUUGAAGGGAGUUGCUAACCAUUGCUACCGCAAUUGCUAACUAGCGUUAGCGCAAUGACUGGAGGUCUAUGGGUAGCAGAUAGCGCAAUGACAAGGUCUGGGUAACGCCAGUUAACAUUUUCUCGUGAAACUACCUCUAGCUUCCUUCAUAUUGGACAGAGAAAUUGUAUCCACAAGUUCAUGUGACUCUGGGAAAGUAGAUAAAGGGUCUCAUUGCCAAAAUCCUGAUGUAUCUCUUUAAUGUAAGCUCUAGUGUGUUGUCCAUCAGGUGUGUGACACUAAAGACUUGUGGCGAGCAGAAUCACAAACCUCUGCAUCAUUCAAGACUGUUGCUUUUUGAGGUGUAAAAGUUCAGAGUUAACCAUUUAUGUAAAUCCAAGCUUAAAAAGUACCCAGUGCCUUGGCUCCAAGUCAGAGCAGGUCCGUCGGAGCAAUGGCCCAGUGAGACACGGGUGUCAGCCCACGUAGAUGGAAAAUUCGAUUUACCCCAGUGUUUUACCCAAAAACAUAUCAGUGGAAAUGCGCCAGUAGUUUCUUCCUCCCGGUUUUAUUUUAUUUGGUUCCUAAUGAACAUAACACUGGAUGAGACCCUUGCUGAACAUUGUUUAGGGUAUUGCUUUCCAAAGGGUACACACUCAUUGAAAUAUCAGAAGGGGGAUUAAAAUAAAACACUGAUUUACACCAUGAAAAACCCUGAAAUGUAUUCUUUAAUUUAAUUCAAAAUAAAUACUACCACGGCA
Molecule: messenger RNA, 3086 nt
Organism: Salvelinus namaycush (lake trout)
Lineage: Eukaryota; Metazoa; Chordata; Actinopteri; Salmoniformes; Salmonidae
Product: tRNA pseudouridine synthase Pus10-like
Exons: 16
Coding region: 101-1471 (456 amino acids)
Biological process (GO): tRNA pseudouridine synthesis
Molecular function (GO): pseudouridine synthase activity; RNA binding
Source: RefSeq, a predicted model, not a curated record